UAAUAUAACGGUUUGUGCACAAAACUGCCUAUUGCUCAUGCAUAAUAAAAUGUGUAUCGCAAUAUUGUGUAUUAAUAAAGCAGGUUUCACUAACAACGGGAGCCAGACAAUUCGAUUCGGUUGAACGCUUUGUGUAGGAGGAAGUUUUGGUAAUGCGUUAGUCACAUUUUGAAUUAUUUUGUCAAUAAUUGCAUCUGAACUGGUUAGAACUGGUUGCAGAAAUUAUUGGAAUUAACUAUCAACCAACAAUUGGCAAUUGUGCGCAUUUUCAGUACCUACAUACAUAAUUUUAAUCAUUGGACUAUUAUUAUUAAUCGAACAAAAGACAAAUGCCCAUGUAAAAGUAGCACGUUUAAUUGCCUAUUAUAUUAAAUUCGCAUUGUCCAGAAAAGUAGGAUAUAACGCACUAUAUUUUCAAACCAUCGAGCAUAACGAUAUCAUUUUAAUUUUUACGUGUGUCGAUGUGGACUACUUCGCUCAAAUACAUGUUAACCACCUACUAAUGGAAACGAAUUUCGCGAGUCUAACGACCUUCAACGUGUGUAAUGAUUAAAAUAAACAUGCAAAUAUUCUGACGAGCGAAUGAUUUUAUUAGCUCGAGUUUCUUAAAACCGAAUAUUUCCAAACGCCGUGCCGUUAGUUAUAAAUAAAUCUACAUCGUCGGCUUGGAUGGGUCGCAGAUUUGGCAUUACCCACGUCGGGUCUUAAAAUAUUCCUCUUCAUUGUCGUCUCAAAAUAGGCCUUGAUUAGUCGAGUUCACGUUAACAACGCAUCUUUACCAUGUCCCAGAGGGAAAAGCCGGAAAUUCGGUUCACAAUAUAUUGGAAUGGCCAAGUGAUAGUGUUGUAUUUAUAAUACAGAUUGCUCUUCGGAACGCUGUACCCCGCUUAUGCUUCUUACAAGGCUGUGAAAACGAAAAAUGUUAAAGAAUAUGUCAAAUGGAUGAUGUAUUGGAUCGUAUUUGCGCUUUUCACCUGCGCCGAAACAUUCACCGAUGUUUUUUUCAGUUGGUUACCUUUUUAUUACGAAAUUAAGAUUAUUUUAGUCAUAUGGUUGCUAUCGCCUGCCACCAAAGGCUCCAGCAUUUUGUAUCGCAAGUUCGUUCAUCCUGCUUUAAGCAGCAGGGAACAGGAAAUUGACGAAUACAUCAGCAAAGCCAAAGAACAGAGCUACAAACAGUUCCUCGACUUGGGAUCCAAGGGUGUGACGGCAUUGAUGCAAACAGCCAUCAAGGGUGGCGGAGGACUGGUAAACCAAUUGCGCAAGAGCUACAGUUUGAGCGACUUGAGCGACCCUACUCUCGACGCGAGCGACGGUCGUGACACCUCAGAAGUGGUAAUCACUGACCCCCGUUUGCUCCGUCGUCGACGUAGCCCUAAUCGACCAACAUCCUCCACUGCUUCCUUAUAUUUCCCAGAAGUUGACGUUAUUAGAUCCGACAGGAUCCAACAUGUCCAGUCAGCUGAAGACAUUAGCUCAGGUUACUCAAGUGGCGAAGGCUUAUACCCAGGACAGCCACCCAAGCUGCAAGCCCGCGAAGGCUUAGUUCGAACGGGCUCUCUAAGCAGAGCUAGACCAACAAGAGUCACGAGGUCCACAUCCGGGCUCAAGAAGUCGUCACUAAGCGAAGACAGCGAUGAAAGUGAAGUGUUUGACACAAACAUCAUUUUCGUGAAUGACAAAGCUAGAUCCAUCGAUGAGCUCGAUCAGUCAAGUGAGGACGAGUUUCUGGAUUCGGUUGAAUCUUUGCAUGAUCGGUCGGUAGAAGAGAAAAGUAACAAAAGCACGAGUAGCGAACAAUUAACAGCAUGCCCCGACCCCACUGAGAAGGAAACAGUGGCCGAAGGUAAAAACAUUACAGAAAUUGAGUCUUUAGCACGCACCGAUCCAACAGAACAAGCAGAAACCGAACCUUUAAAACAAACUAGUCGAGAAACCGAACCCGAAACGAUAUCGUUAAAAGAAAAAGAGACAGAACAGACCCGUGGUGGUAAAUAUCACAAAAAAGCGGCUCCGAAGCCCCCAAGCCCCGUCGAAAACGUUGCCGCGAUAAAAGCGACCUUAGUUCUAAAACCAGGAGUCGUGAAACCGCUGGAGAACCCAGACUGCGAACGUAAGGAAAUUUUUAUACAGUCGCCUAAGUCGAAGCGUCGCACUCUAAUUAACAAAUCCCUGUCGUUCUCGAAGGGGAAACUUGACUCCUCUCUUUCCAAACUAAUAAAAUUCCCGAAAAAGAUUAGAGAUUCUCUAGAAAAGCGAGCUUCGUGGCACGAAAUUGACUCAAAGCAUUAUCUGCAAUUAGCAGAGAGUAAAGUACAGUCGAAAAGUGACAACGAUCUGGUCGCAAGUGUAGGUAAAGUUGAGAAAAGUGCCAGCAGAAUGUCGAUUCAGUCACUGACGGAGUCGCCGCUGGCUCAUCGAAGACUGAAAAUAAUACGCAGAUAUGUCGAUGAAGAUAUUGAUUAAAAAGCACCCCAGGACAUCCCAAGCGCGACCUUGCCUCGGACAAAGAGGGCCACUAAGAAGAAAACUGUUUAAAGACAUUGAAAGCCACUCAAAACGCAAUUGUGAUUUGGUUUGUUAUUUAUUCUAGCCAGUUACACUUUUAAGUAUAUUUUAUGUAUGUUUUCUAUAGCAAAUCUUUUCUAUUGUAAGACUUGCUUUAUAGAUAAAUGAUUUAUUUAUUUUUUAAAUAAGUCGUAAUAGGACUGAGAAGAUGCUACUAAUGCGUGCUGGUGAUAUACAUCUACGACUAGGUUAGCUUAUUUAAGUUAUUUAUUAAAUUGUGCAUGACUUUCUUAGCUCAUUUUAUAUUAAGUUUACAAUGAAUACGUAUAUACAUAAAUGUUUGAAAUAAAAAAAAAGUUACCGUU
This is a messenger RNA of Zophobas morio, 2873 nucleotides long. Its product is annotated as receptor expression-enhancing protein 2-like. Gene Ontology annotation, molecular function: microtubule binding. Gene Ontology annotation, cellular component: endoplasmic reticulum membrane; cytoplasmic microtubule. The record is from RefSeq and is a predicted model, not a curated record. Bases 943 to 2466 code for a protein of 507 amino acids. Lineage: Eukaryota; Metazoa; Arthropoda; Insecta; Coleoptera; Tenebrionidae. The transcript is spliced from 7 exons.